AAGGAGAUUGAAGAGGACAUCCAGGAGCUCAAGACUCUGUUGAGGUCCUCCAAGCGUCCAAGAAUCUCCAACAUGUUGCAAACGCACCUGAAGAGCAUGGAGGAGCUCGCCGCUGAGCAUCCGGCGGCUCCUGCAAAGGCCUCGGGCCCUCCACCCCAGAAGCUCCCUAACGCUCCCACGUCGAGUGGCGUGACGACGGCGUACAAGGACUUUGAGAGCCUCAUGUUCCUGACUGACGAGUACAACUCACCCACCGUAACUGUCUACCUGGAGCUGAAGAACGUGGGGGAAUUCAAGGACAAGGUCCAGUGCGAGUUCUUCGUGGAUCGGGUGGACGUGAAGGUGUUAGAUAUCAACGGUGUGAACUACAGGCGGCACAUCACCAACUUGUACAAGGACAUCGUGCCUGACGAGAGCUCGUUCAAGGUGAAGAAGAACAGGAUCGAGCUGACGCUGAAGAAGGUGAAGGGAGAGUACUCCUACGAGACGUGGAACGAGCUGUGCAGCAAGAAGCGACGCGACCGGGAGAAGCAGCGAGAUCCGAUGAACAGCAUCAUGGAGCUGAUGCAGGACAUGUACGAGGAGGGCGAUGACAACACGAGGAAGAUGAUCGGUGAGGCGAUGAUGAAAUCAAGACAGGGGAAG
Messenger RNA from Guillardia theta CCMP2712, 645 nucleotides. RefSeq lists its product as hypothetical. The record is from RefSeq and is a predicted model, not a curated record. The transcript is spliced from 2 exons. The annotation marks the transcript as partial. Gene Ontology annotation, molecular function: ubiquitin protein ligase binding; S100 protein binding; tubulin binding. Lineage: Eukaryota; Cryptophyceae; Pyrenomonadales; Geminigeraceae.